GUCAGUGGAAGACAAGAGGCUGGCAUAUACGAGGACCCCACCUCUCUUGAGUCUGCGCCUGCUGUUUCUGUGGGCGGUCCGAGGUUGCUUCUUACCACUCGAUCACACUAUCCGCCCUCAGAAACACUUUACACAGCCGACGCGAACAGUCGACCAGCAGCUGCUGUAUCUACUUUCUCUUGCCUAACUUCGGCCUCUCCCACCACAUUUAACUCCUCACCUUCCUCAGCCUCUUCCCCUGCAAAUAUUUACUCUGCUGUUCACACUCAUCCUGAACACUCCCGGCCGCAUGCUUCCGUCCGACCUAUUCCUAGCCAACAGCCAAAUCUCCACCAGUAUACUACCAGUAAUCCUCUGCUUCAGGAGAGACCAGAGUCCAAUCAGCCUCCACAAUGUGGACCCUUAUCUCCAGGCGACGUAAAGGCCAUAUACACUCGAGUCAACAAGUCAGCGUUUUGUGCAGGUGGCGUCGGCCCUGUGGGCUGCUCCAGGCCUUUGGCCAAUGGAAACUUGACAGAAACAGAAGCUGCAAUUAAGGCUGGCGGUUCCUCCAUUGCCGUCGGGAGCGGCGAAAGGCGUCAGCUGAACUGGGCAGAUUCGAUAAUACAGACACGGACUCAGGCCCAGCAGGCUUCGUUGCCUUGCGGAACCACAAGAGGUAGCCUGACUCCAUCCUGA
Molecule: messenger RNA, 678 nt
Organism: Protopolystoma xenopodis
Lineage: Eukaryota; Metazoa; Platyhelminthes; Monogenea; Polystomatidea; Polystomatidae
Source: the annotation of a GenBank genome assembly